AUGCUUCCCCGUUCUAUCCAGUGCCACAAACAUCAUCUAUUUCGAUCAAAGUCUACAGCUACACAGUCUCAACUUCUCCUGAAUAGUGCUCGCUACUAUUCCAGUCUAAAUCCACCAUUUCAAACAAGUUGCUCUUCUGCUUCAGCAUUUCUUACUCCACCCCUUCCGCGACUAGCCGCGCAGUACAGCUCGUAUAGUUCCACCGGGAACCUGUUCCGCAAUACCCCAUCUACAAUGGCCACCGCUACUAAGAUCCAUCUGUCCCCGGUGACAGACUUGGGCAUUUACAGCUCAAAUGUGAGGGAAGACAGUGCGCGGACAGUGAGCGAGAUCUUGCAAGAAGAUUUGGCCAUCCACCACGUCUUCUUCAAUCAGGAGAGGUUCCAUAAUCACAUACCUCACCAGCUUCUUAGUAUCUACGCUCUUGGCGCAUCGCCAGAUGAUAUCAAGUCUUGCUAUGAGCGGAAUAAGACUUAUCAAAGACCCGUUAUUCCAGCAAGCCAAGAUGUCAUCAAAUCCAUGCAUGAUUUCGUCGAAUUCCAGAAGUAUUUCGGGAAGGAAGAACAUUACCCCAACUACCUAGCCUUCUUCCAGCAUGAGAUCGAUGCGAAGGGCAUUGCUGAGGUUCUGAUGGAGUAUGUCUUCGCCAGGGAUGAGCGAGCGGAGAGCAUGAUGUGUCGCUUGUUUGGCGGCCUCCUCCACCCGCUCAUCCACCUCGGUUUCGGUAUAGAAUUCAGCCAACCUGCCAUUGUAGCUCAAGGUCUUGCACAGGCAGCUGUGCACGAUGACUGGCUUGGUCGUGCCUUCUUCUUACCCGCUGAGAAAAUGGCCGAUGGUAUCGGAAAGCCGGGACAGAAGUCGCUGCUUCAGCUCCUGAAUGAGACGCGCGCGGAUAAGACUCUUAUUGAGAGUGUCAAGUGGUCUGACAGUAACAAGAUCAAGGAUGGAGUGCUCCACAGAGCACCGGAGAAGAUGCUCAAGUAUGCUUCUCAAUUUACGGUGUCUGAGGAUCAGGCGGAGGAGCGGUUGGCGGAUAUGAUCAAUACAGUCGCCUACUAUACCAGUGCCGCGCAGCGUCCGACCAGAGAGAUGAGGAUUGAUUUCUUCUUCAUCCAUUGUCUCAAUUCAUCCAUCUUCUUUUCCAGAAUCAUCAACCUCCCAUUCCUGGACCAGAAAUCCAAGCUACGCAUGCUGGAAUGGAAGGGACGCAUGGAUCUCUUGAUGUAUAUUUCACGUGGAACGCCCGAUCUUCUGCUGGAUGAGGUGACCAAUUAUCCCGUGAAGGAAGACUGGUCACGGAUUUUCGCGCGAAGUAUCGCCCAUCCUGGUGAUGAUGGACAUCUAGCUAAGCUUGCACGGGCUUUGGCGCAUGGUCAGCAUGUCUGUCAAGCAUAUGAGAGUAAACAUCCUGAGAUGCCGAUCAAGGGGGAUAUGUGGCUUAGGAUUGGGAAUAUAGCUGUUGACUCUACUGUCGAGGAGGGAGAUCGACCGAUGUGGGUCCGUUCUGCUGGAUUUGAUGAAGCUUGGGAGCCUCAGCAGGCGCAUAUGUGA
Molecule: messenger RNA, 1551 nt
Organism: Penicillium robsamsonii
Lineage: Eukaryota; Fungi; Ascomycota; Eurotiomycetes; Eurotiales; Aspergillaceae
Product: questin oxidase family protein
Exons: 5
Coding region: 1-1551 (516 amino acids)
Molecular function (GO): oxidoreductase activity
Source: RefSeq, a predicted model, not a curated record